Molecule: messenger RNA, 589 nt
Organism: Vanessa atalanta (red admiral)
Lineage: Eukaryota; Metazoa; Arthropoda; Insecta; Lepidoptera; Nymphalidae
Exons: 2
Coding region: 4-576 (190 amino acids)
Source: RefSeq, a predicted model, not a curated record
CUGAUGUCCGAUAACUCCGAUUAUUCAUUGGAAGACACAAAUAGUACUUAUGGAAGAAAACAUGAAAAGAAAACUAGAAAGAACUUUUAUGUGUCAGAUCUUGUAAUCAAUGGACAAGAAGACGAAGAAAAUAACUUCACCUCUGAAGUCAACGAACUUAAGAAAGAUAAUAACAAAAAUAUUGAACUCGUUGUAUCAAAGAAAGAUCUUUUAUAUUACAUUGACGAUGACAAGUUACCUUGGCAGAAAAAUGACGAUUUACGAGCAGAAUCGACGGCAAAAUACAAGCUGUUAAAGGCAAAACAUCAAUACCGGCGAUCUGGUCAAGCACGACUUAUUCAAGAAGAAGACAAGGAAGGGGUAGCCAUAGUUAAUCUUGAUAAGGGACCUUUCCCUCAACUAAGACUUCCUAACUCAAGAAGACAAUACAUGCACGACCAUGGUGAAGUUAUGACCGAGGAAGAAGAAGUUCCCCCACCUGUCGUGAAUACAAGUGAUCCCGAAGCGGCUGCAGACGAAUUCGGAAAUGCAACAGUAACAGAAAUCACUGAUACAGUAGCAACAAACACUAACUAAUAAUUCGGCUCAU